AAGCCAAAGUUGCUUCUUAAAACGGCCUGCUUAUUUACUCCGGAGGUGGUUGAAUUUGACAAGUCGUCGAAAUGAAACUGCUUUUUGCUUUAGCGCUGGUAGGGUGCAUCGCUACGGCGUAUGCUGCACCCGCUGAAAGAAAGGUGAAAUGGUGCGUUAAGUCGAGUGAAGAAAUGAAUAAAUGCACUGCUUUAGCAGCGAAGAACCUGCAGUUUGCGUGCGAGAAAAGGUUAAACACUCUCGAAUGCAUAAAAGCCGUUAGCGCAGGUGAGGCUGAUGCCAUCACUCUGGAUGGAGGAGAUAUCUACACAGCCGGCCUCAAAAAUCAUAACCUGCAACCCAUCAUUUCAGAGGAGUAUGAAAAGGAGCCUAAGAGAUGUUAUUAUGCUGUGGCUGUGGUCAAAAAGGACAGUACUUUCGGGAUCAGAGAUCUCAAAGGGAAAAAAUCCUGCCACACUGGGUUGGGCAAAUCUGCUGGUUGGAACAUUCCGAUCGGCACCCUCGUGGACAUGAAGCAGAUCGAUUGGGCCGGCAUCGAGGAGAAACCCUUGGAGGAGGCGGUGAAAGAAUUUUUCGCAGCCAGCUGUGUUCCUGGAGCCAAGGAACGUAAACUGUGCCAGCUGUGUAAGGGAGACUGCUCCAGGUCUCAAAAGGAGCCAUACUAUGAUUACUCAGGGGCCUUCCAGUGCCUAAAGGAUGGAAAAGGCGAUGUUGCCUUCAUCAACCACCAGACUGUACCUGACACAGAGAAGGCAAACUACAUGCUGCUGUGCAAGGAUGGAACCAGGGCUAACAUCGACAGCUAUGAAACGUGCAACUGGGCCAAAGUACCUGCCCAUGCGGUGGUCACACGCAAGGACCCAGAGCUGGCCAAGACCAUCUACAAUAGCCUGGUUGCUGUCAAGGAUUUCAAGCUUUUCUCCUCUGAAGGCUACGGAGCCAAAAAUCUGAUGUUCAAGGAUUCCACAAAGAAACUGGUGCAGCUGCCCUUGACCAUAGACUCCUUCCUCUACCUGGGAAGUAAUUACUUUAGCAGCAUUCAAUCCCUGACAAAAGAGACUGCAGCCAAGCCCUCCGACUCUAUCAAGUGGUGUACUGUGGGCCAUGCUGAGGAGCAAAAGUGUGACAUGUGGAGUAUCAACAGUGCGACAGAAGGAGGAGACAAAAUCGAGUGCCCAAACGCAGGGUCGGUGGAGGAAUGUAUCAAGAAGAUCUUGAAAAAAGACGCUGAUGCCAUGGCUGUGGAUGGUGGGCAAGUGUACACCGCUGGGAAAUGUGGACUGGUCCCCGUCAUGGUGGAGCAGUAUGAAGGCAUGAAGUGCAGCAGUACUGGUAGUCAGUCCUCGUCCUACUGUGCAGUGGCAGUGGCAAAGAAGAGCUCUGGACUGAACUGGAACACGCUGAAGGGCAAAAGAUCCUGCCACACUGCAAAAGGAAGAACGGCAGGCUGGAACAUUCCCAUGGGUCUUAUCUACAAUAAGACAAAGGACUGUGACUUCAGUAAAUACUUCCCUAAGGGCUGCGCCCCUGGAUCUGAGGCCGGUUCUACCUUCUGUGAUCAGUGUGUGGGCAAAGCUACGACUGUGGGGGGAGAUGUUUUCAAGUGCCAAGCGAACACUGAUGAACAGUACUUCGGCUACACUGGAGCCUUCAGAUGUCUGGUUGAAGGACGUGGAGAUGUUGCCUUCAUCAAACACUCUAUCGUGUCAGAGAACACUGAUGGGAAAGGUGCAGAUUGGGCUAAGAAUCUGAAGUCUGCUGACUAUGAGCUGCUUUGCCUGGAUGGCAGCACCAAGCCAAUCGACAAGUACACAGAGUGCCACCUGGCCCAAGUGCCCGCCCACGCUGUGAUAACCCGCCAGGACAGCCGCAGAGUUGUGACAACCUUCCUCCAGGACCAGCAGUCCAAGUUCGGUUCUGAGAGCAGCAGCACAUUCAGAUUGUUCAAGUCAGAAGGAGGAAGUAACUUGCUCUUCAAAGAUUCCACUAAAUCCCUCCUGAAUAUUCAAUCUCAGUCAUUCAAGGAUUUCCUAGGGAAUGAGUACAUGACUGCAAUGGAAUCUCUCAGGUCUUGCUCUGACACGGCCUCAGAUCUUGAGAAGUCUUGCCAAUUCUGCUGGGAGUAGGAGAAGACGAGCUCCUGUUUGUGGCUACAGUAUCAUAAUCACUCACUUAACCGCCUCAAUGUUCAAGAACUCAAAGCAGUAACUGUAAAUUCAGAUAAAGUUGUUUAUGUAACUGUGCUUUUCAUUCCUUUUGAUAAAAAUAAUUCAAUUACAGAACAUAAUGAUAACUGUUUUGCAAUGUAGUGGAUAUGUCUGCCUCUCAAGAACUGGUGUUUGUAGUAUUUUUUUAAGAUGACGACCAACCAAAAUCCACACAAAACAAAGGUAAAAUUCCUAUUUGUUUUGGCUGUUCGUCAGCAAAUUGUCCAACUGCUUUGACUUGCUCUUGAAAUAAAGUGUACCCUUUUUCACAGUGCAA
Messenger RNA from Esox lucius (northern pike), 2484 nucleotides. RefSeq names its product transferrin-a (gene tfa). Gene Ontology annotation, cellular component: extracellular region; plasma membrane; early endosome. Lineage: Eukaryota; Metazoa; Chordata; Actinopteri; Esociformes; Esocidae. The record is from RefSeq and is a predicted model, not a curated record. Gene Ontology annotation, biological process: antibacterial humoral response; iron ion transport. Bases 72 to 2126 code for a protein of 684 amino acids. The transcript has 17 exons.